GGCCCUGCAGAUUGCUGAGUCACGAGUGUUUGAAGACAGCAAAGCAAAGCCAAGUGCAUGUGGAUCCUGACUUCACUUCAACUCCAACCUGAAGCGAGGACUCCAUCAGAGUGAUCAGCGGUCCUGGUUCUGCAGAUCUCCUGUUCAGGACAAGUUUACAGUCAAAUAGAGAAACAAAAGGUUGUCACCUUUGACAUGAAGAUGCAGCAGAAAAGCACUUUGACAGGACGGAGAGCUGUGGUGGUGAUGUGUGCUGUGUUGCUGCUCAUGGGUCAGCAGGUCUGCGCCCGUCCGUCAGCUUCACAAGCUCAGUCGGGUUCUGAGCAGCGAGUCAAUGUGGACAUUGGACAGCCGGCUCCUGCUCUAAGAAGAAGCACCCGGAUGACGCCGCUGUGGAGGAUCAUGAGCAGCAAACCGUCUGGAGCUUUCUGCCAGAACAACUUUGAGUGUUCCACAGGAUUCUGCAGGGCAGGACACUGUGCCACCAACCAGCGAUCGGAAGCCGUCAAGUCUUAGACUCCGCCGCAGGAGAGGACCUGAUGGUUCAUCAAAGUGUGUUUUAUUAAAUAGGUGUAUUUAUUACAGCUGGUAUGACAUAAGUUAGGUUUCAGGGAGCACUCUAAUGUGCCACAGAACAGGGCAAAAGUCGCUGCUCGGCCUUGGCUUGUUUGGAAUAAUGUUUGUCCUGAUAAAGAGGGUUUGCUGUCUGUCCAGUUCACUGAAGCCACAAUGACACUUUGGGAUAAAAAAAAUGUCUCUUUAUCCACAUAAUGAAACUGGAAAAAUGUUGUAGAUGCUUUUUUAAUAAGAUUAUUAUUUAUCUGUAAUAUAGUAAUAAGGAAAAGAUUCCUGCUUCAGUUCAAUGUUAACUUAUUGUAAAGAGAAAUUUUCAGAUUUAAAAAAAUCGACUUUAAUUUGAAGCCAGAAUUAAGAAGAAUGGGCCAUUAAAAUUAGAUGAGAAAGAACCUUGAAAGCAGGAAGCCAAAGGCAAAGAAACUAUCACUGUAAUUUUAACAGAUUGACUCUAAAAAACAGAAAUGAAAUGUAUAGAGAUCAAAAUUUAAAAUGAUUUCCUUUGGAUUUGAUUUUGUUUUGUUAGUAAAGGACCAAUUAAGAACCAAAGUUCUCACAAGAUCCUACAGAAAGACCAGGAAAAACAAAUUAUAUAUAAAAAAUAAACUUAGAAUCAUCUUAAUUCAAUCGUUGGAUGUGCUAUCAACUGUUGGAAGAAGAGUGUAAGCAGACAAACACAAAAACACUGGAACACGUGUCACAGAGGAUCAUUGUGAGCACUUUCUCAUCCUUUUACUGUAGACUUUCUUACAGAUGAAUAUUUGCACCAUUCUCGCUGCCACUUCCUGUUGUGUCUCUCAUAUAGAUGUUCCAGUGUUUUUAUUUUGUCCUUUUCCUGCUCCCUUGUUUUGUCUUAUAUCAAAUGUUCAUAGGAUUUUUUUUUUUUGCAUAGUAUUGUGGUUAUGAACUUUAUUGAUAAAUUAAACUGAAUGAAAAUUGAAGGGUGUAACAAAGUGUUUUGUUUUAGUUUGUUUUAGAUAUUACAGCCAAAGCAGUUUAGGACUGAACAGAAUUGCACUUUUAAAAUCCAAAAUAUCUUUGUACUGUGAACUGCUUACUGCGUUACUGACAUGUGAUGGUCAAUAAAAGUUCUGAAAAAUGGAA
Oryzias melastigma (Indian medaka) is the source of this 1677-nucleotide messenger RNA. It is a transcript of the gene leap2, whose product is annotated as liver-expressed antimicrobial peptide 2. NCBI's taxonomy places the organism in Eukaryota, Metazoa, Chordata, Actinopteri, Beloniformes, Adrianichthyidae. Gene Ontology annotation, biological process: defense response to bacterium; antimicrobial humoral immune response mediated by antimicrobial peptide. The transcript has 3 exons. The record is from RefSeq and is a predicted model, not a curated record. Bases 196 to 516 code for a protein of 106 amino acids.